This is a messenger RNA of Gadus chalcogrammus (walleye pollock), 5723 nucleotides long. RefSeq names its product interferon-induced protein 44-like. The record is from RefSeq and is a predicted model, not a curated record. The transcript is spliced from 8 exons. NCBI's taxonomy places the organism in Eukaryota, Metazoa, Chordata, Actinopteri, Gadiformes, Gadidae. The coding region runs from base 3594 to 5183 and encodes 529 amino acids.
AAAAGGCAUCUAUGUAAGACAGACAAGUAUCACUUAAGUUUCAUUCUUCAUGUGCUGUUGAUUCAACGCCACACUCUUUUCCACUUUGGACGAUCAACGAUAUCAAUAUGGGCGCAGUGAUUUCGUUCUUUUAUCCUCCUGCUCCUGCUCCUGCUCCCAAACCAGAUCUCAUACCAGCUUGGAGAACGUUGGAUUGGGGCAAGAAAAAGGAUGAGCUGCAGUGGCUGGAGUCAUUCCGCCCUCAAAGUGACAAUGUCAAGCAUCUUAGAGUCCUUCUGUGUGGCCCUGCUGGAAGUGGAAAAUCCAGUUUCAUCAAUUCUGUUGACAGUAUUUGUCAAAACAGGAUAACCGGUCCUGCAGAUGCCAAUAACGCACUAGAAGCUGACCCAGAACUGGCUAAAAUCGCUGGACAGUCUUUCACACGCAAAUACAAAACACAUCGAAUCCAAAAAGGGACGCCAGGACAAUAUUACCCGUUUGUCUUCAACGACGUCAUGGGCUUGGAACCGACCAAUGGAAUCUUACUGGGGGACCUUACACUGGCCAUGAAGGGACGUGUGAAAGAUAAUUACAAGUUCGAUCCUAAGACACCUUUGGAUGACUCAAACGAUUGCUACAUCAACAACCCAACUUCAAAUGACAAAGCACACAUCUUGGUCUUUGUUCUUGCUGUCGACUUCAAUCAAGUGGCAGACGAACAGAUGUUUAAGAAAAUUACUGAGAUCAGACUUGCAGCCAGAGACCUUGAUAUUCCACAAAUAGCCAUUCUAACGAAAAUCGAUGAGAAAUCUUGCGAUCUCGUGAAAAAAGACCUUAAAAAUGUCUACAGCAGCACGAACAUCAAGAAUGCGAUGGAGGGGCUCAGUAAUACUGUGGGAUUCCCACUGAGAUGCAUCUUUCCCCUGAAGAACUACCAUGGAGAAAUCGAAUUGAAUGAUGAAAUGGAUAUGCUGAUUCUAACCGCACUGAGACAGAUCCUUUCUUUUGCAAAUGACCGUGUAAAUGCUACUGAUGUUGCAGCUGCUGACCAAACAGCCAACACUGUCAAUAUAACCUAAUAAGUUGAAAGGGACAAUUUUAAAAAAGAUGCUGCUUUGGCUCGCUUUUUCUCCCACUGAUGUGAUCUGAUUGAUUUGAAUUCAAAAUGUCUAAAGCGUUAAAAAAUCUCCUGGACCAAUUGCCUUAAUACAAAUAAGUAUGUGACACAAAUACAUUGAAUUGUAAUGCAAAGUUAACCGACACAGUAGGCCUACAUCUUUGAAUUUUGUAAAGAUUUAACAGUCCAAGUAAAUAUCAUAUGUUAAUUCAUUAUAAUACUGUUAUACUACAGUAUAAGUACCUGAGAGGCAUUAACCCUCUUAUACGUUGCAAUCGACAUCCACCACUGGCCAGGCAGAGCUCCCCACAUCCACUAACACCACGCCACGCCCAUUCGUCGUAACUUCAUAGAGAAUGUAUUUGACAAUGGCAAAGGAAUACCUACUCGGUUCAGAGCAGAGUUUACAAACUGUUAAAUUAUGAAUUACAUACAUGAAGGCAGACGCAAGUAAAAUAUGCAGCAAACAAUUGCUGACGUGGGGGAAAAAAACAGGGCAGCUUAUUGUCUUCUCAGUUAAAAGUGUGACGGACUCAAAAGAACAUUCUGAAGACUUGUCACGUCGCCGAGAGACUGUUGACCUUGAGGCGACACUCCCACAAGAGAAAGCAAGGAAGGUCCUUAAGGUACGAACACACCAAACGCGUACCCCGCGUAUAGACACGUAUAAAAUCGGCAAUUUUUCCAUAGGGAACCAUUGGUUUACUCGCGUAUGAGCUGCGUACAUGCGCUAAAGCAUCAUUUUACCCGCGUUAGCGGCGUAUGAGCUGCGUAUAUAUACGCGCGUACGCGAGGAGUUCAAAAAAUUGAACUUUCAACGCUCAUACGCGUGAUGCUUAGCCGCGAUAGCCAAUCAGCGUGGAGCUUGACCCGACGUCACUGGCAGAGUAGUGACGCUUGCACAGAAGCAUACGGCCGACAUCUUUCUUUAUUCUGGGUGGAAAUAGUAACAUAGUUACGCCAUUAAAUGCGUUUAUGGAAACACUUUAGCGAGAAAUAAGCAUUUUACUUUCAUAAUGUUCGCUCUGUGAAUGUGAAGGAUGUUUGGUUUGAUAGUUAUGACGAAGAGUGAACGCUCCGUUCACUUGCAUGGACAGAGUCUCUGGUUGCUAAGCAACCUCAACGUCUUGGCGGACUAUUUCUCUGCUGAUCAACACUACGAAUGCUGGAAACACACCAGACACACCAUGUGAAGUUAUUUAACCCGAUUAUUGUUAUUUAUAUCCGAGAUUAUUUAAUCUAACCCGAUCCAAGCUCUAUCAUGCACCCAAACACGGCAGCGUUUGGGUUUCCUUCCUCGGACUCCUAAAUCCAGCGCAGCCACAGGCGCGUAGCUGCGUACGUAGGACAAUUUUUGACACAAAAUGCUCAAGCAACAUUUUAGCUGCGUUACGCGCGUUAAUCUUACGCGGGUACGCGUUUGGUGUGUUCGUACCUUUAGAUAGUGAAAGUGAAACCGCACACAGAUUUAUAAGAAACAUAACGUCACCCUCUUAAAGUAAUGGCCUAAGUCACCUUUUUGCCAAAAUGAUUUUCUUGCCUUUUCUUGCCUUUCUUGCCAGCUCUUUGUGAUGCUAGCCACCUCUGGUAAAAUCCCCAACAUCCUCAGUUGAACAGAUCAUGUGAUCCUACCCGUUUAGUGUAAUGGCCUAUGUCAAGAGUGUGAAUUAGGCCAAUUUAUUUUGCCUAAGUCACUAGACAAGAGUGACUUAGGCAAUUUUAUGAGCGUUUCAAGAUGGCGGCCACUUCCAAAAAAAAGAAAGUCUACCAAGCUAGUGAAGUUAUUGCCAUGAUGCAGGACUCGUUCCAUACUGGUAAGUGAUAAGGUUUACUAUAAUAAAGGCUAGGCUAUGAAUGUUGCAUGGUUAUUAAGUCUUUUUAGUUAGCAUUUGAGUCAGCAUUUUAGUAAACAGUAGGCCUAAGUUUAAAAAAAAAAAAAAAAAAACGAGUUUACUUUAAUGCUAAGUUGAUGCUUAUAAAGCAUUAAUUAAACAUUGAAUAAUGCUUAUCAAGCAUUAAAUAACCAUUAAUUAAUGCACCCUUAUUGUAAAGUGUUACCUAAAAUAUAAUACAAAACCACACACCAUCUCUUCUUUGGUAGGAGAUGAACUUGAUUCUUCUGACACUGAUCAGGCCCCAUCCAAUGAAUAUGAAAAUGAGACCGUCGUUGAGAUGGUGGAAAAUGCCAGGCCAAGACUCCUUUUCAGACUCCUUUUCCCUUUUCACUCCCAUUGAUGAUGCUGAAGAUGUCGAGCAGACACGUCCACAUCUUGAAGAAGACUCAUCUGCUGAUGAUGAUAUUGGCGAUCCAGACUAUAAACCAUCCUGUAAUGAGUCCUCUGCCCCUGAAAAUGAAAACAGCCUAAACAAUACUGUCCAAAGGAAACGAAAUAAACGCCUCAGUCCAGGAACAUGGAAGCAAAAUGAAUCCAAGGAGAAACGUCUCAAAGGAAUGCCAUACAACCUCAAAGGUGGCAAAGAAUGAAGUGCAAAGGCUAUGGGUCCUCCCUGUAACUCGAAGUUCUGUCAAAAAAUCCCAACUCGAGGCUGCCAAUCCAUUACAGAAGAGCAGCGGCAGUGGAUAUUUCAGAAAGUUUGGUCAAUGAACACCUGGAAAGAACGUCAGUUAUACAUCACUGCUUUGGUCACAAAGGUUGACAUAAAGCAAAGGAAAGUUGCUGAGGGAUCCCGACGCAGUAUAUCAUUUUCCUACCAACUGAAACUUCAGGAUGGAAGCAGUUGUAAGGUGUGCAAGUCACUCUUUUGCUCUACAAUUGGUGUCCCUGAAAGAACCAUUACACACUGGCUGAACGAAGACACCGACCACGACGAUCAAGCAGCAGCCCCGCCAUCUAAAUACGGACCUAAGAGUGGUAAGCAUGCAAAGCUGGAAACUUGUGUCACAGAUUUCCUUAAGGACUGGUUGAAGGACCUGCCCACUGUUGAUUCACACUACCGCAGAAGCACAGCAACCUACAAAAACAAGAGGUUCCUUCACCCAGGCACAACCAUCUCCCAACUACAUAGGGAAUAUGAACAGGCGGCUGCAACUGUUGAAGUGAGGGCAGUUGGGAUACGACAUUUCACAGAUGUGUUCCAUGAAGAAAACUAUUCCGUAUUCAUCCCGCGAAAAGAUCAGUGUGAUGUUUGUGUUUCAUUCAAGCAUGGGAAUAUCAGUAAGGUUGAGUAUGAUGCACAUGUUGCCAAGAAAGAUGAAGCGAGGCAAGAGAAAUCCCGCGACAAGGAUUCUGCAAACAAUGAGAAGUCCGUUUGGACAAUGGACUUGCAAGCCGUGCUGCUGUCUCCAAGAACCCAAGCCAGCAGCAUGUAUUACAAAACGAAACUGCAGAUCCAUAACUUUACCCUCUUUAACUUGGAAUCAAAGGAAGGCUACUGCUAUACUUGGGACGAAUCAGAGGGUGGCCUGAAAAGCGAGGUUUUCGCACAUCUACAAUAUCGCCAUUUUGAAGGUGUGAUCAAAGACCAUCCAGAAAUCAAGGAGAUAAUAGUGUGGAGUGAUGGCUGUGAUUAUCAGAACAGAAAUGCAACUGUGGCAAAUGCAUACUCUGAGCUUGCCAGGAAACACGGGGUACUAAUAACACAGAAGUACCUUGUUGCAGGGCACACACAAAUGGAGUGUGACAGCAUGCAUAGUACCAUUGAACGCAAAAUGGUUGUGGAUAUCUUCACCCACAGAGACUAUGUAAUCAUACUCCAGACUGCAAGAAUCAGACCAUCACCCUACCAUGUGAAGGUGCUCAAGCAUGAUGAAUUCCUGAGUAUGAAUGAUUCUUACUUCUUGAGCAUCAGACCAGGCAAGAAAGCUGGAGAUCCGACUGUGCAUGAUUUGCGGGCUCUUCAGUUUAGCAGCGAUGGCAAGGUCCAUUUCAAGCUAUCCUUUUCAGAGAACACUGCAUGGGAAGCACUGCCACAGAGGAUACAGGUGCGAAAAGAGCCGAUGGCAUGGAUAAGAGUAUUUCCAUGUGCUCUGCCAAUCAAGGAGAGAAAAUUCCAGGACCUUCAGUCAAUGAAACAUGUCAUGCCGAUCGAGUGUCAUCCCUUCUUCGACAACUUGCCUCAUCAAUAGGCAUCAGUCAAAAUAAGUGAGAAUAACCCAGCUCAGAUAAGCUGGAGGGAGAAGUGAGGAGAUGCACAUGCCUCCUCAGCGUUUUGUUAAGUUAUUAACGUUAAGUUAUAUUAUUAUUAUAUUAUUAUUAUUAUAUUAUUAUAUUUAGUUGUUAAGUUGUGCUUUAUUGUGCACAGAGUUGAAAAAUCAUUUGAUAUUAUCACAGAGGAAAGUUUUCCUGCCAUUUGUUUGGUUUAGCUAAGAGUUAUUACAGUUGUGACGUUUGAGUUUGCUUUACUGAAUUAAAGUGCCAUUCACAGCCAAACUUCCCUCUGUCUCCUCUGAGUCUAUGUGUGCUCCACUAGCAUAUUCAAAUGUUUGUGGCAUAGGCCUACCCUUCCUCAUGGUCUGUUACAGUAGUGGGAAAAAAAAGAAAUGCACUGUUUUGCCUCACUUAUUCCAGAAUUAAUUCGGCCCAAGUCAGGUUCAAAAUUUAGUAAAUCACAAAGGCAUGUUCAUAAAUUGGCCUAAGUCAUCUUAUCCUCUUAUGUUACACAAUUG